Messenger RNA from Lingula anatina, 2228 nucleotides. RefSeq names its product protein-lysine N-methyltransferase SMYD4. Gene Ontology annotation, molecular function: histone deacetylase binding. The record is from RefSeq and is a predicted model, not a curated record. Lineage: Eukaryota; Metazoa; Brachiopoda; Lingulata; Lingulida; Lingulidae. Gene Ontology annotation, cellular component: nucleus; cytoplasm.
AUGGAUCUAAAAUCUAAGACCUCAUUCCCAUCAGACCCAUCAAGUAUCCAAUAUGCCCCCAGCAACAAAUCCAGUCCCGAGUUGGCCCUGGGUUAUGCCAAUAGGUCUGCAGUUUUAUACCACAUGGGAAAGUAUGAGGCCUGCCUAAAUGAUAUCAACCGAGCUUUGGACAAUGGUUACCCACAGAAUCUUAUAUAUAAAUUGCUUUACAGGAAGGCACAAUGUCAUUGUGCAUUAAAUAGAAAACUUGAAGCACAGACAGCUAUAGAAGCAACAAAAGAGGCAAUAGCCAGCUUGGGUCCAAGUGAACUUACCUGUAAAAGAAAAGACACCAUUGUGAAUGACUUGUUGCUCUUAAACAAGAAAGUGGACAAGAUUUCUGACUUGUGCUCUGCAGCACCACCUGUGUCUGAGUGGCUGCCAUUAAGCCACGGACCAAAUCCUGUUAUCCUGCAAGCAUCUGCUGCUGUAGGGUGGAAAUACAAUGAAAAACAGGGAAGAUAUUUGGUGGCAAACCAGUCAAUUGCAGCAGGGGACACGCUGAUUGUAGAGAAGCCAUAUGCAGCAGUUCUGUUACCAGACCAGUAUGACACACACUGCCACCACUGCUUUACCAAACUGCUGGGUUCUGUGCCCUGUCAGCAAUGUGUUGAAGUGCAGUAUUGCUCUGAGGAGUGCAGAGAUGCAUCGUGGGACAGUUAUCAUUGUAUUGAAUGCCCUUACUUGGAGAUAAUGCACUCUAUUGGCAUAGGACAUCUUAGUUUUAGAGUGGUACUGGUUAGUGGACUGCAAAAACUGUUAGCAUUCAGAAGAUCAAGAUCUCGCAUCUGCAGUCCAUCUGAAGCAGGACUAUCAGAAAAUGGUUCGUAUGGCACUGACUAUGAGACAGUGUACCAUCUUAUGACACACAGUGAACAUAUGCAGCCAGAGGACCUUUUUCAUUAUGCUUUGACAGCGACUCUUUUGUUAAAAUGUCUGAAGAAAAGCAAUUUUUUCAUGAAAGAUGGCCAAUCAAAAAAUCUCUACAAAAACCAGACAAACCAUGAAAAUGUUGAAAGUCUUAGCACUCUGACAUUGGAGAAAAGCAUGAAUGAUUGCAGUGCAUAUUCUGCUAAAAAUGAAGCAGAUGGUCGUCCUGCUCAAGACUUAAGUAACACAAGGCAGGCCACUGAGAUCACAUCUGAUGAUGAAGUUUACAUUGGUGGACUCUUAUUAAGACAUGUGCUUCAGCUGAUAUGUAAUGCUCAUGCCAUAACAGAGCUUCAGACAUCCUCCCUUUCAACAGAAUCCUUAGUGGACAGCCUUAGUCAAGUGAGAAUAGCAACAGCUAUAUACCCAACUGCCAGCCUUAUGAACCACUCCUGUGAUCCUACCAUUAUUUCAAGUUUUCAGAAUGACAUCUUGAUAGUCAAAGCAACCAAAGAUGUAGAAAAGGGCGAGGAGAUAUUUAACUGCUAUGGCCCCAACUGUAGGAGAAUGCCGUGGGCAGAGAGACAAAAGUGUUUGAAGGAACAAUAUUUCUUUGAGUGUACUUGCACUGCCUGUACAAAAGAUGUGGCAAAGGAGGAGAAAUUUAAGGCCCUGAAGUGCCCUAGCUGUGCAGGCCCUCUCACCUUCUCCAAACCAACACACUUAUUCUCCUGUGUCCAGUGUGGCCAGCAGACCCAUGCCACAGAGCAGUUGCAGGGAGCAGUACUGGCAAGGGAACUCUUUGUCCAAGGAAUUGUACAGCUGGAGCAAGGAAAUUACUCUGAAGCCUUGCCAAAGUUGAAGGAUUGUUACAAGUUGAGAUCUGAAGUGCUCUAUAAGUACAACCAGGACCUGUCAGAAGUUUGCGACCAGCUGGCAAGGUGCCAUGCUUCCCAGGGAAAAUUCCUAGAAGCAUCCAAGUAUCUAACCAGAAGUGUAGAAAGUACAGAAGUUCUCUAUGGAGUCAAUAGCAUUGAACUUGCCAAUGAACUUCAGAAGUACGCAGAAGUGUUGUACAAUGCAAAGAAAUUCAAAGAGGCGCUAAAUGUUACAGAUAGGGCAUUGAGUAUUUUCAAACUGCACUAUGAUCUUGCACACACUUCUGUGAAAGAAAUGAUGGAAUUAAAGUUCCAUUUACAGUAUGAACUCGGAAAAUAAGACAUUGCUUGUCAUGUCCAGCUUUUAUUGUCUUUGGAAUUGUAAGUCCUGUUACCAAACAAAUUUUAUGAAAUAAAUACAAGGUUAUCACAAAGCUUUAA